AUGGGUGAGCAAUGGGCAAGCGUGGGCUCCCUCCUCGCCGGCCUCAUGUUCCUCGGGGCGGUCAUCCGCCAAUACUUCCCCUUCCACCCUGAAACCAUCCUCAUCAAAUACAUCCGCAAGCUCACAUCCUUCAUCUACCCCUACGUCCAGAUCGAAAUCCCAGAGUACACCGGCGAGCGCAUGAAGCGCAGCGAGGCCUACGCCGCCGUCGAGGCCUAUCUCAGCGCCUCUUGCUCGCAGCGCGCCCACAAGCUCAAGGCCGAUCUCGGCAAGGACAGCACCAAACUAGUCCUCAGCAUGGACGACCAUGAGGCGGUCACCGACGAAUUCGAGGGCACCACGUUUUGGUGGUCCUCCUCCACGACCACCCGUCAGGCCCAGGUACUCUUGUACCCCACUCAAGAAGAGAAGAGGUCCUACCGGCUCACCUUCCACAAAAGUAACCGCCAGCUCGUCCUCGAUUCCUAUCUCACCCACGUAUUGAAAGAGGGGCGCGAGGCCGGUAUCCGGAACCGGCGGCGGAAGCUGUACUGCAACAACCCCAGCAGCAACUGGUAUGGCUACAAGAGCACGGUGUGGAGCCAUGUGGCGUUCGAGCACCCGUCCAGCUUCGACACCCUCGCCAUGGACCCCGGGAAGAAGCUGGAGAUCGUGAAAGAUCUCGACGCGUUCCGCAAGGGGAAGGACUACUACACCAAGAUCGGCAAGGCCUGGAAGAGGGGAUACCUCCUCUACGGCCCGCCCGGCACCGGCAAGUCCUCGAUGAUCUCUGCGAUGGCUAAUUUCCUGGACUACGACGUCUACGAUUUGGAGCUGACGACCGUCAAGAACAACAUCGAGCUGCGGAAGCUGUUCAUCGAGACGAAGAGCAAGUCCAUUAUAGUCAUCGAGGACAUCGACUGCUCGCUAGACCUCACGGGUAAGAGGAAGCAGAAAAGCAAGAAAGAGGAAGAUAAGAGCGAAAAGAAGAAGAAACUGCCACCAGAAGAAGAGGAGAGCAGCAAGGUGACUCUAUCCGGGCUUCUCAACUUCAUCGACGGGCUCUGGUCGGCCUGCGGCGGAGAGAGGCUGAUAGUAUUCACGACCAACCACAUAGAGAAGCUGGACCCGGCACUGAUCAGGAGGGGACGGAUGGACAAGCACAUCGAGAUGUCGUACUGCUGCUUCGAGGCAUUUAAGGUGCUGGCCAGGAACUAUCUGGACGUCGAGUCGCACCCUCUAUUCGACACCAUUCGGGACCUGAUGGAGGAGGUGAAGAUUACCCCGGCGGAUGUGGCGGAGAACCUGAUGCGGAAGUCAGUGGACGAUAAUGCAGCCUCGUAUCUUGAGAAUUUGAUCCUGGCGAUGAACAAAGCCAAGGAGGAGGAAGCAUCCAAACAAGCUGAGGCCAGUACAGAGGAAAAUGUGGAGGUGGAGGUGGAGGGGGACGGGGAGAAAAGUGGAGCUAAGGAGGACGAAGCAUCCAAACGAGCUCAGGCCAGUGCAGAUGAAACUGUGGAGAGGGAGGAGGGGAAAAGUGGCGCUAAGGAGUAGGAAGCAUCCAAACAGGCUGUGUGCAACGGAGAGGAGAUGGAGGGGGAGGAGAAGAGUAACCGGAAGUAGAGCCGAUGGAGUUUAGGCAGAAAAGUUUGUCGGCUCUCGAAGCUUGUAUCUGCUGGUCCCUGGGCCGUAGGAUUUAAUUUGCCGGUUAUUUGGCCCAAAGUUAUUUUGUUCACCGCUUUGAUUCUAUCAAUAAAAAUAAAAAAUAAUAAAAAAAUCGUUGUUGUUA
Molecule: messenger RNA, 1768 nt
Organism: Elaeis guineensis (African oil palm)
Lineage: Eukaryota; Viridiplantae; Streptophyta; Magnoliopsida; Arecales; Arecaceae
Source: RefSeq, a predicted model, not a curated record